UAAAGCCAGAAAGUAGUUCAUUCAGUCCCUGCUGUUGGUUAAAAUGAUCCAUCCCAGACUGUGGACCCUCUUCCUUCUCAGUCUCCUCCUGGGGCCAGGAGGCUCCAAAGGGAUUGCAGGCCCAGGAGAGUUGAUUGGCAUUGUAGGGGAGUCGAUUACUCUUCCUUUGGAAAUCAUGGCAGGAGAAAAGGUUGAAAACAUCACUUGGAUUUCACAAACACUGGUUGCUGUUGUGUACUCGGGACAAGGAAGAAAACCAGCCAAUAUCACACAAAUAAACCCUCUUUAUGUGGGAAGGUUGAAUGUCCCUACCCAUAGCUACUCUCUGGAGAUCAGCGCCCUGAGGAUGGAGGAUGCAGGGUCCUACAGAGCUUUGAUAACCAUUCAGACCUGCUCUGUGGGCACCAACAAGAAGUUCAUCUUGAGCAUCCAUGAUUCUAUAGCUCUUGCUCAUUCAGCCUCCUCAGGUUCUUCCUCUUUGGGGAAGGGGACUUUCUUCUUUGGAUUCCUGGGGGUCCUGAGAAUUGGACAAGUCUGAUCCUGACACAAAGAGAAUCCAGAGGAGGAGUGAGAAGAUGGGAGUCCUGUUGUGAGACACUAUGCAACAUUGAGUUUCUUGUCUAUGCCCAAUGGAGAGUUGCCAAUCUGAGAACACAGCUCCCCUAGUUCCUCAUCUGACAUAGAAUCCCUAUAUUUGCAGAGAUGGAUUGGCUGUAGGGUAUUCCUGCAUCUUCUCCUGCUAUUGUUGAAGGUAAAAAAUGUGACUCUACCUAAAACCUGAAUAUGAGAUUAUGGAGAAACCAUUGUGCAUUUACUUCAUUUUUUCUUAAGAAAAUUUUUUUUUGUUACUCUAAAGCUGAGAAACACCAAUAAACAAGGAUUUUCAUAUACAAAGA
Vombatus ursinus (common wombat) is the source of this 896-nucleotide messenger RNA. RefSeq names its product SLAM family member 9-like. The transcript is spliced from 3 exons. Bases 44 to 538 code for a protein of 164 amino acids. The record is from RefSeq and is a predicted model, not a curated record. NCBI's taxonomy places the organism in Eukaryota, Metazoa, Chordata, Mammalia, Diprotodontia, Vombatidae. Gene Ontology annotation, biological process: T cell activation. Gene Ontology annotation, cellular component: external side of plasma membrane.